CAGGUUUGGACACACAGGUAAAGGGAGGAGAGACGGAGAGAAAUACUUGCACAGCCAGCAGAGAGCUGGGCAGCUCUUUUCCGGAUGCUGGGGACCCUCCAUCUCUCCCAGAUGAAAAGAUGAUCUUGUGGUAGGCACCAGAACUGAGAACCCAGGAUGACAGAACCUGAGACCCUGGCCCUGCUGGAAAUGAAGGGACCUGAGACCCCGAAGAGCCCACCUCAGGCUUUGGUUCCCAAUGGCCAGCAGCCAGAAGGGGAAUGUGGAACUGAGUCCCCUGGAGCCGAGUCCCUCAGAGUGGGCUCUUCAGUUGGAUCUCCCAUGACCAGAGAUGGAGCUGAAGAUGGUCUAGACAGUACAGUAAGCGAGGCUGCCACCUUGCCCUGGGGGACUGACCCCCAGCCCAGUGCCCCGUUCCUGGAUCCCCCUGGCUGGCGGGACAUUGAGCCAGAGCCUCUGGAGUCGGAGCCACCUACCAAGUCAGAGGAGCCACCUGAAGAUGAUGCCAACCUGCUCCCCGGGAAGGCAGCCCGGGCCUUUGUACCCAUCGACUUACAGUGUAUUGAGAAGCGGCCCCAGGAAGACCUCAUUGUACGCUGUGAGGCAAGCGAGGGCGAGUGCCGGACCUUCCUGCCCAUCCGGGCCAUCCACCCAGAGCCCCUUGAGCGAAAGUGGGCUGAGGCAGUUGUGAGGCCACCUGGUCGAUCCUGUGGGGGCUGUGGGAGCUGUGGAGGCCGUGAGGGGCUAAGGGCCGUGGCCUCAGUGGGAGCUGCCCUCAUCCUCUUCCCCUGCCUUCUGUAUGGGGCAUAUGCCUUCCUGCCCUUUGAUGCCCCACGGCUGCCCACCCUGAGUUCUCGCCUGGUCUACACACUGCGAUGCGGCGUCUUUGCCACCUUCCCCAUUGUGCUGGGGCUCCUGGUGUACGGGCUGAGCCUGUUGUGCUUUUCUGCCCUCCGGCCCUUUGGAGAGCCAAGGCGAGAGGUGGAGAUCCACCGGCAGUACGUGGCCCAGUCAGUCCAGCUCUUCAUCCUCUACUUCUUCAACCUGGCUGUGCUUUCCACCUACCUGCCCCAGGACACCCUCAAGCUGCUCCCUCUGCUCACCGGUCUCUUUGCCAUCUCACGGCUGAUAUACUGGCUGACCUUCGCCGUGGGCCGUUCCUUCCGAGGCUUCGGCUAUGGCCUGACCUUCCUGCCGCUGCUGGCCAUGCUGGUGUGGAACCUGUACUACAUGUUCGUGGUGGAGCCAGAGCGCAUGCUCACUGCCUCAGAGAGCCGCCUAGACUACCCGGACCAUGCACGCUCCGCCUCCGACUACAGGCCACGCCCCUGGGGCUGAGGCGCGGUCCUGCGCAGGGGUCAUGCUUUUCUGAACCGAGCCCCAGGCCAGGGUUUUGUCUCCAGCCCUGGGACCUUUGUGGGAGGAACCCUGCUACUGCCCCAUAGGGGUAUCAUUCCAUCAGAAUCUGGAUUGACCCUUGUUCCCUCUUAGCCGCUGUUGUCCUUCACUUCUGAGGCUUGGCACAGUCAUAAAAGAGGGAUUUUUCUAGCAGGGAAGGAGGUUGAUGUCCCUUAAGAAAGCUGAGGACACAUGGUCCAGCCUAUGGGGAGAGGCAUGGUUCCUUCCUGAGCAAACCCUGACUGCCAUUAGACCUCCCAAAUGCUGGACUCCGCCCCAUUCCUCAGCUUCAUGAGGCAGCGGGCAGAGCCACAGUCGAACCCUGACUCUUUCUGUGCCAGUUAAAUAACCGGAGGAACUCAAGGAGACUGGAGAGAUUGGCAAGGAUAGAGGCUGGCAUCAGAUCAAAUAAGAACUUUCACAUUUGGUGAAAUCAUUGGAAUCCUGGGUUUGGGACCCUCUGUGACUGGUCUUCAAGGCUUCUUAGACUCAAGACUAUUCUAGCUGCCCCCGUCCAGAGCUACUGCCUCUCUCUUAUAAUCUAUAUACACCCCUGUAACUUCUCACAUCCAAACAUUCCAGAUGUCACGCUUCCUAUGAGAAGAUAAGAGAGGACAGGGAAAUAUGGCUCCCAAGAGUGGUGUGUGUACCCACAUGUGUGGUAGUGGGGGAGUGGUUAGAAGGCACAAUGGUUGAUGUUAACCCAGGGCGAGUAUGUGUAUGUGUGUGUGUGUGAGAAAGAGAGAGAGAGAGAGAGAGAAAGAGAGGGAGAAUAAAUUACCACCACAGUCUGCAUCUGCAUUGGUUCUUUCUUCCUGUUUGU
Molecule: messenger RNA, 2221 nt
Organism: Sciurus carolinensis (gray squirrel)
Lineage: Eukaryota; Metazoa; Chordata; Mammalia; Rodentia; Sciuridae
Gene: Tmem79
Product: transmembrane protein 79
Exons: 4
Coding region: 157-1338 (393 amino acids)
Biological process (GO): regulated exocytosis
Cellular component (GO): trans-Golgi network membrane; lysosomal membrane
Source: RefSeq, a predicted model, not a curated record